GAGCAACUCUUUCUUCUUCUUGUUGGGUGUUGUAACACGCACCCGAUAUCCCCGCUCAUAUCGUAACAGAUCGCUGCUAUUCCGGCGGCCUCUUCCGUUAUAAACACACCAUGUCCCGUUUUCAAGAUAAGAUAUCUCCCCUCGACCGCCGCUCCUCCCCCAUGGACGACUCCGACGACGUCCCCCGCCCUGGCGCCCUCCAACAUCACAGCCCCCGCGUCGCCUCCUCCUCCUCAGCCUCAGACGCCUCCGUCCCCCUCGGCUUCAGGCCCGUCGGUGGCGCCCACAGCGGCCACCACGUCGUCGUCCAGCUAGGGAACGUCGCCAACGACGGGAAGGGUAUUGGUGAGGAAGACGCCGAUAUGGCUGUCUCCGGCUCUCUUCCUUUCGUCCUCGCCUUCUCCAAUCUCACCUACAGCGUCCGCCGGUCGCGGAAGGGGUGCUCUCUGUUUUGGCGCAGCGACGCCGGCGAGGAACAGGGGAGGAAGGUUCUGCUGAAUGCCAUCUCCGGCGAGGCCCGGGAAGGCGAGAUCUUAGCGGUUCUGGGGGCGAGCGGGUCGGGGAAAUCCACCCUGAUCGACGCACUCGCGAACCGGAUCGUGCGCGAGAGCCUCGAGGGCUCCAUCACCCUCAACGGUGAGAAGCUCGAGGGGCGGCUUCUCAAGGUGAUCUCCGCCUACGUGAUGCAGGACGACCUCCUCUACCCGAUGCUCACCGUGGAGGAGACGCUCAUGUUCUCAGCCGAGUUCCGCCUCCCGCGCUCCCUCUCGGCCGCCAAGAAGAUGAGCAGAGUGCAAGCUCUGAUCGACCAGCUCGGCCUCCGCGCCGCCGCGGGGACAAUCAUCGGAGACGAGAUCCACCGCGGUGUGUCUGGCGGCGAGCGGCGCAGGGUGUCGAUCGGCAUCGACAUCAUCCACGACCCGAUCUUGCUGUUCCUCGACGAGCCGACCUCUGGCCUCGACUCCACCAGCGCUUACAUGGUGGUGAAGGUGUUGCAGAGGAUCGCUCACAGCGGGAGCGUAGUGAUCAUGUCGGUACACCAGCCAAGCUCCCGCAUCCUUUGCCUCCUCGAUCGGCUCCUCAUGCUCUCCCGGGGUAGCACAGUUUACGCCGGCCCGCCCACCGGUCUCCACCCUUUCUUCUCCGACUUCGGCCAGCCGAUCCCCGACAACGAGAACCCCACCGAGUUCUCCCUCGACCUCAUCCGCGAGCUCGAGGCCACGCCGGAGGGCGCGAAGUCUCUCGUCGAGUUCAACCGCGCACGCCAAGCACUACCCGUCGUCUAUCCCGGCGGCGGCGAAAAAUCGUUUGUUUCGCUGGAGGAUGCCAUCGGCACCAGCAUCUCGCGAGGGAAGCUGGUCUCCGGCGCGGAGGGCACGAUGACGACGGCGGCGGCGGUGCCGAAGCACGCGAACCCGUUCUGGAUGGAGACGCUGGUGCUGACGAAGCGGUCCUUGGUGAACACGCGGCGGAUGCCGGAGCUGUUCGUGAUGCGACUCGGCACGGUGCUCGUCACCGGGUUCAUCCUCGCCACCAUCUUCUGGCGCCUUGACCACACGCCCAAGGGCGUCCAAGAGCGGCUCGGUUUCUUCGCCAUCGCCAUGUCCACCAUGUUCUACACCUGCGCCGACGCGCUCCCUGUUUUCAUCCAAGAGCGCAACAUCUUCAUGCGGGAGACGGCCUACAACGCCUACCGCCGCUCCUCCUACGUGCUCUCCCACUCCCUCGUCGGCUUCCCGCCGCUGGUUCUCCUCUCGAUAGCCUUCGCCCUGACAACGUUCUUCGCGGUGGGGCUCGCCGGAGGGUUGCAGGGGUUCGUCUUCUUCGUCCUGAUGGUGCUGGCCUCCUUCUGGGCGGGGAGCGGGUUCGUGACGUUCCUGUCGGGGGUGGUGCCGCACGUAAUGCUCGGCUACACGGUGGUGGUGGCGAUCCUGGCUUACUUCCUUCUCUUCAGCGGUUUCUUCAUCAACCGCGACCGGAUCCACGACUACUGGAUCUGGUUCCACUACCUGUCGCUGGUGAAGUACCCAUACGAGGCGGUGAUGCAGAACGAGUUCGGGCGGGCGGGGAGGUGCUUCUCGCGGGGGGUGCAGAUGUUCGACAACACGCCGAUGGAGGGGCUGGCGGAGGCGACGAAGGAGAGGGCGCUUGCAGCGAUCAACGGUGCGCUGCGCAUGAACAUGACGUCGACCACCUGCAUUACCACUGGCCCCGACGUGCUGCGUCAGCAGAGCAUCACGCAGCUGGGGAAGUGGGCCUGCCUCUCGGUGACGGUGGCGUGGGGCUUCUUCUUCAGAGGUCUCUUCUACCUCACCCUCCUCCUCGGCAGUAAGAAUAAGAGACGAUAGAUUUUUCAUUAUCUGUUUUUUUUUUCUCCAAAUAUGUUUUUUCUUCAAUAUUUCAAGAUUAAAGAUACCAAAUAUGUGAUUUUAUUUAAGUUGGUUUAAAUUUAAUUUGUUUAGAUAUUAUAAAUUUCAA
Messenger RNA from Zingiber officinale, 2478 nucleotides. Its product is annotated as ABC transporter G family member 5-like. Gene Ontology annotation, molecular function: ATP binding; ABC-type transporter activity; ATP hydrolysis activity. The record is from RefSeq and is a predicted model, not a curated record. Bases 111 to 2348 code for a protein of 745 amino acids. Gene Ontology annotation, cellular component: membrane. Lineage: Eukaryota; Viridiplantae; Streptophyta; Magnoliopsida; Zingiberales; Zingiberaceae. The transcript has a single exon.